Messenger RNA from Ixodes scapularis (black-legged tick), 5040 nucleotides. RefSeq lists its product as uncharacterized. The record is from RefSeq and is a predicted model, not a curated record. NCBI's taxonomy places the organism in Eukaryota, Metazoa, Arthropoda, Arachnida, Ixodida, Ixodidae. The transcript has 10 exons. Bases 1 to 4350 code for a protein of 1449 amino acids. Gene Ontology annotation, biological process: carbohydrate metabolic process; chitin catabolic process. Gene Ontology annotation, molecular function: chitin binding; chitinase activity. Gene Ontology annotation, cellular component: extracellular region.
AUGGCGGCCACCGACGCCAUCGCCGCCGCAGUGCUCCUGGUGGUGCUGCUUUCCUGUCCUGAGGUCUCGCUCACUCCGACAGAUUACCACAGUGGACAUGACGGAGCCGUCACGUGCGACAAGAGCCAGCUGCCGUCUCGGAGCGUGGUGUGCUACGUGAAGCCCGGAGAUCCGCACUUCGACCUGUCCCACCUGGACCCUUGUCUGUGCACCCACCUUGUCUACGGAACGCUCGAGGUCCAGGGAGACCUGUCCUUGGGGCCCUUCGUUCACGAGAACCUGACUGCCCUGAACGUGCUCCGGGAGCACAAUCCGCACCUGGUGCCCAUGGUGGAACUCCGAGGGCUAGACCACGUGGUCCAGGUGCCCACGCAGGACCAGCUAGCGGAGCUGGUGCAGCACGUGAGCAAGGCCGUGGCACCCACCAAGCCCCGGGGUCUGGACGUGGACUACCAGCUGCACGGUGUCGACUACCAGGUGGCCAUGGAGCAGAAGCCCGUCCUGGGACACUUCCUCCACCACUUCCGUCAGGAAUCGCCGCUCCGGAAUCCCGUGGUCUCGGUCACCGUCGCCAAGGAACCUCAUCUCGUGAACCACGCCUACGACUUCAGGACUCUCGUCAAGAACGCCGAUUACAUCAACGUGCCAGCCUUCAUGUUCCACGACGGACAGCCCGAGUAUGCCGUUCACCCAGCGCCUCUCCACGGGGACCGCGGCGAAAUGGACAACACCGACUCGCUGGUGAACCUGGUGCUGGCCAUGGGCGUGCCUCGCCAGAAGGUCAUCGUCGGAGUGCCCAUGUUCGGCAUGACGUACCGGCUGGCCGACCCCCACGUGGCGGCCAUGGGCGCCCCGCUCUACCACGGCGCCGACGACUCUUACAAGUUCAACCACCCGCAGUUCUGUGCGCUGCAGCACAACCUCAACUUCAGCGUCGAGCGUGACGCGGACUUGACAGCCCCGUACGCAGUCAGCGGCGAUGCCUUCAUGGGAUUCGAAGAUGAACUCAGCUUGAGGCUUAAGGGCAAAUACGUGCAACUCCAGGACCUCGGCGGCGUGUACGCGUACGCGGUGAACGACGACGACUCCCGGGCCGUGUGUGGCCAGGGCCACUUCCCACUGCUGCACUCCCUGCACGAGGGCAUCACCGGGGUGGCCCACGGCGGUCCGCUCGAGUACGUCGAGACCAACACAGAAACCAAGAUCGUUCGCAUCGUAGACCAGCAGGGCAACAACCUGCACGUCGACGGCCUCAACUCGUACAGCGUCGCGGGCUUCACCUGCACGCGCCCCGGGCACUUCCGCGACCCCAAGGACUGCACCAAGUUCUUCCGCUGCGUCAAGUACGACAGCCGGGUGCAUGACUACACCGUCUUCCUCUUCGACUGUCCGGCGGGACUGGUCUUCGACGACCGCAUCGAGGUCUGCAACUGGCCCUCCUGGUCGGAACAGUGCCACGGCUCCGGGGAGCUGUCCACGACGCCCCGGUCGGCCUUCCACUGCCCGGGAGUCGGCUACUACCAAGACCCGGAGAACUGCCGCUGGUUCUACUUCUGCGACGACACGUACGAGAACGGGACGCUCACGGCGUUCGACAUGCGCUGCCCCCACGGCCUCGGAUUCGACCCGACCACUUUCAGCUGCAACUACCGUGCGGUCACUCCCGGCUGCAAGGACUACGCCGGCGUCGUCCAGCAGGCGCUCUUCGGGCCGUCCCUAUUCAGCCCCGGGGAGUUCUACAACAGACCAGGCGGGGCUCGGGCCAUCCACGGUGGAGUCCCCGUGGCCUACAACGCCCUCGUGCAGAGGCCACAGCCGGUAGGCCUCCACGGAGUCACGCUCCCGACGGGCGUGCUCCCGGCGGAACUCCAGAUCCGGGGUCCGGGCCGCGGCUUCCACCCGCUCGCCCAACGGCCCAACUUCCACCCGCAGUCGCACGUUCAAACCAGGGAAAUCCAGCACUUCCUUCAAGACGGAGACCUAGACCUGCAUUCCCUCCAACUUCAGCAGCAGGUGCCUGAAAUCCAGAUCGAGGCCCGCGUAAUCCAGGACCAGUCCGGACAGGACAGGACGCAGGGCUUGUUCCCGCAAUCAGACGUCGCGGGGUACUCUGGUUAUGCGGGACGCGGCUUCUACGACCCGACGCAGCUCUACCAACCACAGCAAUCCGGCAAUCCCUACUACGGCCAAUCCGGACUCUACCAAGCUGCGUCUCCACAAUACGCUCCGGCGAGGUACCAGCUGCAGGCGCAGGUGUCCCAGGGGAACUACAAGUACCCGUCGCUCUCUCUACCAACUCCACCUUCCCCGCCGCCCAAGUUCCAAGUACCAGGAGUGCAGUACGGCCCGCCCGACCUGCACCGCAAUUUCGAUCACACCCUGUCGAACCUGUACAGGCACCAAAUCGGCCAGGGUGCCAGUGCCGCGUACGUUCCGGGACCGCCUCAGCUGCCACCCGCGUACAGGCCGCAGUAUGAGACACCCAGGUUCACGUUCCAGGACCAGCAGGCACGACUGCGACCUGGUUCGGGGCCAAACAAUUUCAUGCGCUUCAACCCAGCCACCUCCUUCUACGGCGGUCUCGCGGGCACGUACGAACGCAAGGCUUUCUCGCCUCCCUUGGUUCGUCCGUCAACCCACGCUCGCUACGACAACUUCCCGUCUUUGGGUGCGUACACACAAGGCCUCCAGUCGCAAGGGUACGGGGUUCCCAAGUCCGAUAUCGGUGGCAAUCCCUUCCUGUUCGACCGCUUUAAUCCGUUCUCCGCCAAGAACGGGUACAAUCUGGCGUCAGCCGUCAUGACGCAGCGGCCCGACGGCUACACGAACGUCUACCUCUACAACCCCCUUUCUUACAUGAGCAGCAUGUAUCGGGACGGCAUGACCAUGUUUGGGCCUCGCUUCAUUUACGGCGGAGGCCAGGGCGGAGGCCAAGGCGGAGGCCAGUAUCCACCGCCACCCCAGCCGAAACCUCCGGUGUUCAGCGUACCUCCGCUCUCGCGACCACCAGCCGCGCCAAGGGCUCCAGACGUAGCGUCAGCGGGAAGACCGCAGCCACCGGCGCAACGUUACGGCGACCCACCACCACCUCCCGACGGAGAUGCGGGAGAGGAACUCUUGUCGCUCGACGACCUAUCACAGUUCAGGCGUCAACCUGCGUCCUACGAUGACACUCAGUCUUUCGCUCAACCAACGCAGCCACGGGCACCGGAGGCACCUACGUACCCGCAACAACAAGCACUGCUACCGCCGAAAUCGCAACAAGUACAGCCACAGCAGCAGCCGGCAAUCACUUCGUUCACUCCAAAACCCUCCCUACAACCAUAUCCCCAGCAAAAACAAGAGCCGCCGGCGCCUCAAGGACCCCUCUAUGCAGGACAAUACCGGCCACCCGCUCAAACAGUGCCGUCUCCUCCGCCUGCGGCCCCUACGUUUGCCCCUCCUACCGCACCCAUCAAGACGCCCCAGCCCGCUUCGCCUGUGGUACCUCCUAUUCAACAACAAACGCUCCUGACCUCGACCCCACAACCCGCACAACCAGCCCCCCCUGCACCGCCUACCUCGGCCCCCGUUGCAUCCAAACCACUCGUCGCGGCUCCUGUGGUUACCCAGCAAGACACCGGCACGAGUCGGCCCUCCUCCUCGAGCGCGAUCCAGAAGACGCCGUCGAAGUACGCCAUCAACCAGCUUGUUGUCGACGAGCCCGACCCCCUCGUCACGAACAUCAAGGCCAUCGCACAUCCUGGCCCGCUUCGAGAACCCUCGCAGUCCAUUCUCCAAGACCUCAACAAGGUCCUCGCGAGAAUGCGUCCUGGUAAAUUUGACAGCCCAGUGAUCACGCCUCUGGACGAUAUCAUCGAGGAAGAAGACGAUGCGGCUGUCAAGCUCGUUGCCACCGCCAAGGGACCGCCGGUUCUGCCACACGCAGGACCCAGGUUCGCUAACAAAUACCGUACUCGCCUCGAUCGGCCACCGCCGCCCAACAACUACGUCGACAAGGGGUACGCCCAGGCAUCUCAGAAGUCGUCUGUGUUCCUCAAAGGAAAGACGCUCGUCAACAGCAUCAAAGAGUCCGACACCCUGCCGUCGGACAAGGUCCAAGACCUCAAGGAGAAGGCAUCCAGCCAGGUGUCCACGAUACCGGAAGUGGCUUGCACCAGGGUGGGUCUCUUCAGGCACCCCGCGGACUGUGGCAGGUUUUACGAGUGCUUCUACGACAAGUGGCUCCAGAAGUUCACCGUGCACGAGUUCGAGUGUCCCAUCAAACUUGCCUUCGAUGCGUCUGUGUCCGCAUGCAGCUCUGAAGGAUACGACAAGCUCUGUCGAAGAAAGAAGAGCGCCGCUGCCUAGCCAGCGCCUAGGGUCCUCCGUGAUGUCGUCGCCCUCUGAUGGCUCUUGCUUUUAUGGGAGCUUCACUAGAAGCGCUGUAGGAAGCCGCGCCACGUGGGGGCGUCAAGUCCUGCGUCUGACCCAAUAAGAUUUAAGUGAAAAAAAGAACCGGCCGGUAUGCCUCCACGUACCGCCAGAGUUCUGACAGUGCGCGAAACAAUUCAGGCCGCGCCAAUGCUGGCAUCUCAGUAGUCGCUUGUUUCGUAGCUUGUAGAACAGCUUCCGCGUGCAGUAGUCGCCUGCUGUGAGGAACGACGUACGAACAGAUCACUUUAAAUAAAACGGCAUAGUCGAGAUAGGCAUCCAUUACUGUAACAAUGCACUUCGUCUGUCUUGUACGUUUCUGUCCUACAUUUUGUCUUUAUCAGUCCGUUUAUCUUUGUACCAGUAAGUUCAGCAACCGUCUGACGAAGGGUCCUCGUUACAGUUUUGGUAAACUUAGUCAUCUACUGAGAUGUCGACAUGAUGUGGCGCUUCAUCGCGAACAUAUAGAAGAUAGUAAAAGUAUUUUCAUUAUCAGUUUCCUCAAAAGAAUUUAAGAAAAAAAUCAUUGUAACGUGUGUGCUGCGUGAUGUGCCUUUCUCAACAAAAAGUGUGCCAAAACUUUCUGUAUGUUCUUCUGAGUAAAAAUACACCAACCAAAAAAUAUCA